Molecule: messenger RNA, 1948 nt
Organism: Lacerta agilis (Sand lizard)
Lineage: Eukaryota; Metazoa; Chordata; Lepidosauria; Squamata; Lacertidae
Gene: HNRNPL
Product: heterogeneous nuclear ribonucleoprotein L
Exons: 13
Coding region: 22-1665 (547 amino acids)
Biological process (GO): mRNA processing; regulation of RNA splicing
Cellular component (GO): nucleus
Molecular function (GO): mRNA binding
Source: RefSeq, a predicted model, not a curated record
GGCUCGGGACGCGGCGGAGAUAUGGUGAAGAUGGCUGGCGGAGGCGGAGGAGGCGGGUCGGGGCGCUACUAUGGGGGAGGCCCUGACGGCGGCCGCGCGCCGAAGCGCCAGAAAACGGAAAACGCGGAUCACGGCCCGGGAGGAGCGGCCGGCGGAGGCGGGGAGAACUAUGAUGAUCCCCACAAGCCAGCUGCUUCCCCUGUUGUCCACAUCAGGGGCCUGAUCGACGGUGUUGUGGAAGCUGACCUUGUGGAGGCCCUGCAGGAAUUUGGCCCCAUAAGCUAUGUGGUGGUGAUGCCCAAAAAGAGGCAGGCUCUGGUGGAGUUUGAGGAUAUCUUGGGAGCCUGCAACGCUGUGAACUACGCAGCUGACAACCAGAUCUACAUUGCUGGGCACCCAGCCUUUGUCAACUACUCCACCAGCCAGAAGAUUUCACGCCCCGGCGACUCGGAUGAUUCUAGGGGAGUCAACAAUGUUCUUCUCUUCACCAUCCUGAACCCCAUCUACUCCAUCACAACGGAUGUGCUGUACACCAUCUGCAACCCAUGUGGCCCAGUGCAGCGGAUUGUUAUCUUCCGAAAGAAUGGUGUCCAGGCUAUGGUGGAAUUUGACUCUGUGCAGAGCGCUCAAAGAGCAAAAGCUUCUCUGAAUGGGGCUGACAUUUACUCUGGAUGCUGUACUCUGAAGAUUGAAUACGCAAAGCCAACCCGCCUGAAUGUGUUCAAGAACGACCAAGACACAUGGGACUACACCAACCCUAACCUCAGUGGACAAGGUGAGCCGGGUGGGAACCCCAACAAGCGUCAGAGGCAGCCUCCUCUCCUUGGGGACCAUCCGGCUGAAUAUGGAGGACCUCACGGUGGCUACCACGGGCACUAUCACGAUGAAGGCUACGGCCCUCCACCGCCUCAUUAUGAAGGGAGGCGGAUGGGCCCACCUGUCGGGGGCCGCCAUAGGGGGCCGAGCCGCUACGGGCCUCAGUAUGGACACCCCCCUCCUCCACCCCCACCCCCAGAGUAUGGCCCCCAUGCUGACAGCGCAGUCCUGAUGGUUUAUGGCUUGGAUCAGUCCAAGAUGAACUGUGACAGAGUGUUCAACGUCUUCUGCCUGUACGGAAACGUGGAGAAGGUGAAGUUCAUGAAGAGCAAGCCUGGAGCUGCCAUGGUGGAGAUGGCCGACGGUUAUGCGGUAGACCGAGCAAUCACUCACCUGAACAACAACUUCAUGUUUGAUCAAAAGCUGAAUGUAUGUGUUUCCAAGCAACAGGCCAUCAUGCCUGGCCAGUCUUAUGGCCUUGAAGAUGGUUCGUGCAGCUACAAGGAUUUCAGUGGCUCUCGGAACAACAGGUUUUCAACCCCAGAGCAAGCAGCCAAGAACAGGAUCCAGCACCCCAGUAAUGUGCUUCAUUUCUUCAAUGCUCCUCUGGAGGUGACAGAAGAUAACUUCUAUGAGAUCUGUGAUGAACUGGGGGUGAAGAGACCAGCUUCAGUCAAAGUGUUUUCGGGGAAAAGUGAAAGGAGCUCCUCUGGCUUGCUGGAAUGGGAAACCAAAGGUGAUGCUCUGGAGACUCUGGCAUUCCUCAACCAUUACCAGAUGAAAAACCCAAAUGGGCCGUAUCCCUACACACUGAAACUGUGCUUCUCGACUGCUCAGCAUGCCUCGUAAAUUUCGUUUGGCUCCUGCCAAGGAAGACUUCCUCCGUUACUCUUUUUGUGUGUGUGGGUUUUUUCAAAGUGCCCUGCAUUCCUUUUUUAAAAAAAGAAAAGAAAGAAAGCUUAAGUAGAGGCUGCCUGCAGCUAUGUCAGCUGGGAAGAAGAAGCCCUGUGGAGUUCGGGCGACAUCUGAUUUUAAAACUAUUGUACAUGUGACUUGUUCUCCCCACCCCCCCAGUCUUACAAUGUGCUGCCUGUGCAACUUGGCACACCUUAAUAAAGCUGUUUGGAAAAUA